AUGGCUGGUAAUGAAAUUUCAGACCUUGUAGAGAAGUUCAGUGCACAUGGUUUGGCAUCCAUUGAUAAGCUUGAGCUGCUUGUUGGGAUAGACAAAAUGCUCAAUGAUGCAUUGAUAAACCAUCUAGGAACCAUACUUCCUGAAGUGGCACACUUGGAUGUGUGUGAGAUGAUGCUUCUUGAGGAGCCUGAAAAGACCAAGCCGCUGAUUGAAAGGAUUUUAAAUGUGUUUCCAUCAAGUGUAGAGGAGUUUGUAGGCAGGCUUCUGAGGUCAUCUUUUUACACACAGCGUCAGGCAGUUGCAUGGGUGGCACUAAGGUUUGGAUGUGAAGAGGUAAAGAGUAUAGUGAAGGCGUGUAUAAAUGAUACGUCUGUGCCAGUGGUAAGGAGCACAGUAUCUGCGCUUGAGGAGUGCGAUGGACAGCCAUUUAAUGACGAUGAACUUGCUGAUAUUGUAGAAGAGCUGCAUAGGAGCUGGUCUGAGUGUGUGCAAUGUAUGGCACCUGAUGUAAUUGUGUUGAUAAAGAAAAAGACACGGUUUGUUGCAGAAACAUGUGUUUCAAAUUCAUGGAGACGAAGAUAUGCUAUUGUAAAGAAAAUUGAGAAGCUCUGUGACGAUGAUAUAGCAACUGUUUAUUUGUAUCUUUCUGAGGAUCCGGAGGAAGAGAUCAGAAUAUGCCUUGCAAAGAGCAUGGAGCAUGUAAAGGACUGGAGUGGGUUUGUGUCAUUGUUUUUAAGAGACAGCAGUCCAACAGUAAGGGCCUUGGCAAUUCAAGCAGUGGGAUGCCGAGAAGAGUUUCAGGAAGUACUGAAAGAUGUUAUUUCUGAUGGAAACUGGGAGGUUAGGAAAGCAUUGCUGUGUGUGCAGAAGGCGGAGAUGUACAGGAAUGUGGUUGUUCCACUCAUUAACUCGCUCCAACAGUCUCCAAAUUGGAGGAUGCGCAAGGAGGUUCUGGAGUCGAUUGUGCAGACUUCGAAGCAGGAUGAGCGACUUCUGUAUGAGUUUCUAUCGAAGUAUCUUCUUGGAUAUCUUCAUGACCGCGUGCAUGAUAUAAGAAAAGAGGCAUCAAUAAGUAUAGGAGAGCUUGUUAAGAUAUAUAGCUGGACAUAUGAAUGGCAUACAGAGAUAGAGACUGCAGUUGUAUCUAAAAGCUAUUUGCACAGAAUAACAUCGGUUUGUGCAGCUCUUUCAUUUGACGAAGUCCAUGGAACAAACUUUAUAAAAAGGCUGCUGAAUGACAAAGUAGUCAAUGUAAAGCUAAGUGUACUGAAGGUUAUUGAUUUAUCUGUAAUGGAUCAAGAGAUUAGAAGCAUGGUUAUGGACAUGUGUGAAAGCAAUGACAGGGAUUUACAGGCCAUGGCAAGACGUGUAGCCAAUGUAGAGUUGCAUGAGGUGAUUUGA
Molecule: messenger RNA, 1401 nt
Organism: Ordospora colligata OC4
Lineage: Eukaryota; Fungi; Microsporidia; Ordosporidae
Exons: 1
Coding region: 1-1401 (466 amino acids)
Biological process (GO): protein dephosphorylation
Cellular component (GO): cytoplasm; protein phosphatase type 2A complex
Molecular function (GO): protein phosphatase regulator activity
Source: RefSeq, a predicted model, not a curated record